AUGGCCGCGGAGCGCCUGGAGCCCCAGAGUCCGAGCUCGGCGGCCCGGGAGCCGCGCUCCCCGGAGCUGCCAGACCUGGUCCUGGUGCCCGAGGACGGCAGCCCCGCCACGCCCCCGCCCGCCCUCAUUGAGAUCCAGGUGGUGAAGGUGACGGACACCACCCCGCUGCCGGAGCCCCCGGAGCCGGGCUCCCUCCACUGUGCCUUGUGCCCCGCCGCCUUCCGUCUGGUCUCCGAGCUGCUGUUCCACGAACAUGGCCACCUGGCCGGGGCCGAGGGCGGCGGGCGGGGCGCGGACCCCGGCCGGUGCCACGUGUGCGGCCACAGCUGCCCGGGCCCCGCCAGCCUCCGCGCGCACUACAGCCUGCACACGGGCGAGCGCCCGCACCGCUGCCCGCUCUGCCCCCGCGCCUUCCGGGCGCUGGCGGCCCUGCUGCGGCACCAGCUCCGGCACGGGGCGGCGCCGGGAGCCUCUCGGAGGCCCCCCGAGGCGGCAGCGGUGGCCACUCGGGGACAGGGGCCCCCCGGGGUGCCCCCGGAGCGCUCCGAGGCGGCGGCGGCGGCGGGCGCGGCCGCGGGGAAGCCGUUCGCCUGCCGGUUCUGCGCCAAGCCGUUCCGCCGCUCCUCGGACAUGCGCGACCACGAGCGGGUGCACACGGGCGAGCGGCCCUACCACUGCGGCGUCUGCGGCAAGGGCUUCACGCAGUCCUCGGUGCUGAGCGGCCACGCCCGCAUCCACACCGGCGAGCGCCCCUUCCGCUGCGCGCUCUGCGACCGCACCUUCAACAACUCCUCCAACUUCCGCAAGCACCAGCGCACGCACUUCCACGGCCCGGGGCCCGGGCCCAGGGACGCCGGGAGCCAGCCGGCGGCGGGGGCCGAGGGGCCCGGGAGGGGGCGUGGGGCGGGAAACACGCGGGAAGAGGGGCGUGGGGAGACGGCGACCAUGAAGGCGGAGGUCGACCAGUAG
Messenger RNA from Eptesicus fuscus (big brown bat), 969 nucleotides. It is a transcript of the gene ZNF784, whose product is annotated as zinc finger protein 784. The record is from RefSeq and is a predicted model, not a curated record. Bases 1 to 969 code for a protein of 322 amino acids. The transcript has 2 exons. Gene Ontology annotation, biological process: regulation of transcription by RNA polymerase II. Gene Ontology annotation, cellular component: nucleus. Gene Ontology annotation, molecular function: RNA polymerase II transcription regulatory region sequence-specific DNA binding; DNA-binding transcription factor activity, RNA polymerase II-specific. Lineage: Eukaryota; Metazoa; Chordata; Mammalia; Chiroptera; Vespertilionidae.